AAUAUAGACCAGGGGAGGAGACAAGAUCUGGUAUUGAGAAACACAGUCUGAUGCUCAUCCUACUUUCAGUGGCAUUUGUCAGUGAUCUGUUCACCGGAUAGGAACCUAUGUGUAAAUGGUCAGUUUUUAGAAAUGGUGUUGUUGACUUAAUAAGUUGUCACACACUCAAGUUGUUGACUCUAAAGGCUUGAGUUAGACUCGAGCCAUAAUCAUUUCUUUUAUUUGAAGCUUAACUUUGGAAACUUCAAGAUGAAUUGUUGACUUGAACGAAUUCGAUUUGCUGGCAUUGCCAACCUUUGCUUAUUUAAAUACAGUGGAAAAAAAUGACUUGCUACAUGCACUUGCAUACAGUAUGUGGUGCAUGUACAUUUAUGCAAACCCAGCCCACUUCUGAUGAUUGUCAUUAGAAAUAGCAGCGUCUUAUGAUUAUAACAUUAUGCGGCAGAUGAAUCUGACCUGUUUUGUGAAACAUCAUCGAUGACAUUGUCAGUGAAGGAUGUCAAGAGGAUUUCACUUGGAAGAAAAAUGAAUUGGGACUUGUGAAUUGGAGAAAAAUUGACACUUGACUGACUUCUCUGGGGAGAAAAGGAUUUGUGACUUGGCUUGUACGUGUAGAAAAUUGACUCGGUCGCCACAUUCUUGGUGUGGUCUGAGAUGAGUGCAAAAAGAUCACAAGCUUGCUUGAGUGGAAGUCGAAACCUAAACUUUCUGCUUAUUAGAGCAGGGCUCUUAACCAUUCAACCUCUGAGUUUGCUGGUAUCACUAUCAGGUGGCUGGCUUGAAUGCAUAUGCAGUAGCUGGUAUCCCAAUCAGUGAAUGAUAUUAAUUUGGCGUGAUGCUGGGGAUCUGUUUAUUUUAGACCAACAUUCGUAGGGGCAAAAACCUACAUGUACAUGUACGAAAUAAACAUCCCCGAGGCAAAGUCAACGAACUGUCAUUGAAUUUACACCGUAUUUUUCUUGUUUGUUAAUUGAACAAAUUGAAGGUUUGUGUCAAACAGUGGUUUUCUUUACUCAUUGUGCAUACUGGUACAUGUAUGUACAGUUUGCACAGUAUGUAUAUUGUACUUACAAGUAUUUGUUCUGGUACAUGUACCCUGUUCAAAGUUUUACGUAUACAUGUACAUAUACCGGUAUUCUAUGGAUGCGUUUAACUGUCCUAUGACUGUCGGGCCGUAAGGCUUCAAUCAUAUUACAUUACAAUUGAUCAUUUGUAAAGCUGAUUUACAGCUGUGGCCAUAUGUCUUGAUGUUUUUGGAGGGAUUCACAGUACAUGUAUACAUGUACAUGUAUCCCGUACAUGUAAGCUCAUUAAAUUUUUGUAAGAGGGCUCAAUUCUGCAUGCUUUCACAGCCAAUGCUUGCAGCCUUCCCCUCCUUGUUGCCACGUACAUGUGCAUGUACAUUAAUGGUCUGCCCCUUGACCCAUGAGCCAGAAACCGACCUGUCAGAGAAUAAAUGUUGCACAGCACCCUCAUCGGGAACACUUCCAGUUGUUUCUCAGCUGAUGGCUCAGUAUUUGUUCUGUUGAAGAUACCGUAGCUGCACAUGAAACCACCUGUUUUCUGCAGUGCACACCAUUUUCGUUAGAUCUUGCUCACUAAGUACCGCGUAGCAGAGUCUCUUAGUAUGGCCGAAAAUGGAGAGAAACGCCCCAGGGCAAACAAGGUUAUCCUCGUCACGGGCGGGUCAGGACUGGUUGGAAGAGCCAUCCAUAAAGUUGCCAUGGAAACAAAGAAGCCUGAUGAGGAAUUUGUGUUUGUUUCAUCGAAGGAUGCUGACUUAAAGUCAGAACAACAAACUAGACUACUGUUUGAGAAACAUCGCCCGACCCAUGUCAUCCAUUUAGCAGCUCUCGUGGGCGGCCUCUUCAAGAACCUUUCACACAACUUGGACUUUUUGAGAGACAAUUUACGAAUCAAUGAUAAUGUCCUCCAGUGCGCCUUUGAGUUCGAUGUGGAGAAGGUGGUGUCCUGUUUGUCCACUUGCAUCUUUCCGGACAAGACCACCUACCCCAUCGAUGAGACCAUGAUCCAUAACGGCCCGCCCCACUCCUCCAACUUUGGGUAUUCGUAUGCCAAGAGGAUGAUCGAUGUAAUGAACAGGGGUUACUACGUUCAGCACAAUCGCAAGUUCACAUCCGUAGUCCCAACCAACGUUUUUGGACCCUGGGACAACUUCAAUUUGGAGGAGGGACAUGUCAUACCAGGCUUGAUACACAAAGUGCACAUGGCAAAGCGAGACAGCACUCCUCUUCACAUCUGGGGUACCGGCUCCCCCCGCCGUCAGUUCAUCUACUCUGAGGACCUGGCCCGUCUGUUUCUCUGGGUUGUCCGGGAGUACGAGGAGGUUGACCCCAUCAUCUUGUCCGUGGGCGAAGAGGAUGAAAUCUCCAUCCAGGAGGCAGCAGAGUUGGUAGUGGAGGCUUUUGACUUCAAAGGGCCAAUCAUUAAUGACACCAGCAAAUCGGAUGGCCAGUUCAAAAAAACAGCGAGCACUGCCAAGUUGCGCAAGUACCUGCCCGACUUCAAGUUCACUCCUAUUAAACAAGCUGUCAAGGAGACGGUCGAUUGGUUUGUUGAGAACUACGACAUCGCUCGCAAGUAACCUUGGAAGAUGCCUGUUCAUCUGGUGAUAAUCGUCUGGUCGACAUAGAUGGUUAUUGGCAUCUGUUGCUCAGAAACACACGUAGGAGAAGCUUGUAGAAGGUACAUGUAGAUGGAAACAGUUACUAGCUCCAGAAAGGUGAAGUUUGUCUCUUAGGAAUCAAGAGGGGAUGGAAACAGGCAAAGUUGUAGAAUAAACAUCACAAAGUUGGUUACAUGCGCAAGAGCCAUGCCUUUUACAUUGAAAGGCUUACAUAUCUCUUUUUGUCUCGAUGGGGAUUAUGCAGUUGAGGUAGCUGGGCAACUGUAGGUUUUGCAUCGUCUUUAAAUGUAGCAAGGCUGGUGAUUGGAUUCUGCCACGUAUUACGUAGAUUACCCAUCGGUCUGAAAGAUAGUAACUAGCUGGUCAGUGUCACAGAAUCUUGUCCUGAAAUGAAAUUAUCCUCACUGCUGACAAGACGACAUCAGGGCCUUGACAACCAGUCACAGAACACUGUUCUUGCCAUUCUCAAGAGCUUUCGGCCUGGUGGCACCAGUGAUUUUGUGGGUACCGGUAAACUGGUACUGCUGCAUUUUCUCUUGUGUGGGUUGAUGGCACAUGUGUCUCACAUUGUAAGACCAUCUAACUCUGUUGUUUUGUUUGCUUUUCUCUGGCAAGUUGCCGCUCAAAUUUACAUUUCACGUUCAAGAGGCUUGCUGAUUGUCACUGAGAACCCCUAGACUUGGAUUUCCCCUGGUGACAGAAAUUCACUCCAAAUAAUAUAUUUCUAGUCCCUGCUCCGUGCAGAAACGAGAUGGUUGGGUGCACAGGUUCAUGUGUGUUUGGCGUGGGCCUACAUGUAGCUGAGCAUGUGCGACUAAUUUCUUUUGGAAUGUACUGUCUUCAAGUGUUCGCUGGGCACCAGUCGCAAUGACCUCCACCAACCCCUCUCAUUCUUUCCCAGUGAGGGGUUGCUUCUUCAUAGAGUGGACACUGAUGGUCAGGAACUAGUUGCUGAGAUUCCCCAUAUCCUCCAUAAAACACAGCAUACAGUACACGUACACAACUCAAUACAAACACCCUGUCUGUUUCAUCAGGACACGCGAGGCAGCCAUACCCUCUUUUGUUUGUUUUUAAAUGAAUUUCAAUGAAAUGGCGUCGGGUCGUUUAUCUCAAGUACAGCUGUUGGGGGAGAAUUUGUGUAGGAACAAUCGCCAGUGUUGACAGGACAACGUAGAGACCAAAAUUGUUUGCCAAAGGAAAAAUCAUGGCAUUGCAAUUUUCUCAUACAUAAUAAACGACUUUGGCAAGUGUAGCCAAGCUAUUUUGGGAGUUCAUAGUAGUCUUGUGAUAUUCGUACUCGUAUUCAAACUCUCAUACUCAUGGAAAUAUACUCCACUACAGCACUGGCUAAUAGUGACCUUUCCAUGGGGAAAUAGUUCUGUGAAGAGCUAUUGGUCCAGUGGGUGUAGGACCAAGGAGACAGGUGGUCAAGUAGACUAGCCCCAUGCUGUGUAUCUGCCAGUUCUCAAAUCAGCUUUGAAGUAUUUACUGUUGGAACUAAAUGGAAACUCAUUGUCUGAACUCCGGCCUCAUAGAAGACAAGUUGAAUGUUCUGCAGUGGAGUGGGGGGUGUCUCAAAAUCCAGGCAUGUAAAAGCCGGAAGGGAGAAGAGUCUAGAUGUCGGUGUUGGCUUUCAGUCUGCACAUCAUCUCCAGAGGGUGGUCUGACUCGGCCAUGGCAAGGGAAGAGCCGCUUUUUAUUUUGCUAGCGUGCAGAGUAGCAGUUGUACUCUUCUCAACCCUGUGUGUUGGUCAUUGUUUGAUCGGAAUCUCAGGAAUUCUUUUCAGACAUCUAUUGAGGAUGUAUCAGAUAACAGUAGUCUAGGGUGUGUAUAGGGAUUGGAGAUGUGGGGGGGGUAUCCCUCUGUCCCAUAUCUUGCUGGAUAUAUCAUUACGUUAUGGCAUCAAAUGCCAAGCAAGGUAUGGAUUUUAUACAUGAACCUAUCAGGGAAGUGAACCUUUUUUGUUCAGAAAUUUUCUCCAGUGCCUGCUCACUAAGUCACAGAUGGAUGCAUAGCACAUUAAUUAUAAAAAAAAAUUGGGUCCUUUCAUGUCAGUGGUCAAUUAAAACACUUCUUGGGGUCAGUGUCACAGAUUUUCCUGAAAUUUGUUGAAAUUGAUGCAUCAUAUGAGAAAACUCCAAAAGCCAAUUGUAAGUGUUUUUGGGUCAUAUGGUUUGUGAGUUAAAUGUCAUUGAGUUUUUGACACAUUACUUUUCAGUGUAAUGUGGAAUGUCUGUCUCCCGAUGGGAAUGCAAGAAAAUGAAUAGAGAUUGUUUUAAUCUCAAACUAAAGCUCAUAAUGCGAGAAACCACCUUGUUUCCAAAUGUGACAAAAAUGAAGAAUUUCAGCAUCAUGUCAAGCAAAAUGAAUUUUGACCUUUGACCCCUUUGCCAAAAGAAAGUCCUGAAUGUAUUCACUAUUACAGAAUGUAAACAUGGAAUCUCAUGACGUUUGGGUGGCAGAUGAGUUGAACGGAGAGCAGUAAAGUCAAACUGCAUUGAACUGAAAGUGAAAGAAAGUAUGUUUCUUUGUAUUUUUAUUUCAAAUCCUCAGCGUAGCAGUAUGGGAAAAAAUGAUGGCAUGCUGUUGAGUAUGUAAGAAGGUGGAAAAUGAUUUAUAGAUUUUAUGUUGGCCCACUUCUCGAGUAGGAUUGUACAUGAAAUUCAUUGUUUAUCCUCCCGUCACAUAAUUGAGUGGGAAUGUCUGAAAGGUCUAUUGCGUAGACAUUCAUGUGGGCAUCGAUCACCGAAAAAAGUAUUUCAAUUAUUUUUAUCAGUUAUUUGAAUUGUACUUUUAGACCUGCAUGCUAGUAUCUUGUUGAUUUUUCAACAGUGUUGUCUUUUGAUUUGAAAGAAAUCUUUUGAUUUUUUGGAGCUCGGCUAUUUUGGGACAUUGUUUAAUUGAAUGUUAUAGAUGGAGCGUAUUUAUAUCCAUAAAUUAUCAAUUUAAAUGAAAGUAUGAUAUGAAUACAAAAGUUCAUAUGAAUAUGCAAAUACAUUCAUAGUUUCCAGAUGUCACAUUUGACUUCGACAUUUUGGUAUUCUAAUUUUUUUUCAUUUAUUUUAUGCAAGUGCAUCUUACAGGAUUUCUUUGUUUCCCAAUUUCCGUAUCUUUUGUCAUUGCUCAUAUUUAUCUUGCUUCUGUAUACAUGUACGUCAUUAGUGGUUAGGAAACAUUAAACUUCAAAAAGGAGGCUGAUUUGAUGAUGUA
Molecule: messenger RNA, 5858 nt
Organism: Acanthaster planci (crown-of-thorns starfish)
Lineage: Eukaryota; Metazoa; Echinodermata; Asteroidea; Valvatida; Acanthasteridae
Gene: tsta3
Product: tissue specific transplantation antigen P35B
Biological process (GO): nucleotide-sugar biosynthetic process
Molecular function (GO): GDP-L-fucose synthase activity
Source: RefSeq, a predicted model, not a curated record